GUCUCUGUCUUCCAGAGGGAAAUGGACCAGAUGGUGGACCACUGCCAACUGAAGGUUACACUUCCCUAUCUGGAUAACAUCACCAUCUGUGGUCACGACUGGCCAGAUCACAACGCCAACCUCCAACGAUUCUUCCAAGUGGCCAAAGCCCUGAACCUUACUUAUAAUAGGGACAAGUGUGUGUUCGGAACCACCCGACUUGCUAUUCUUGGGAAGUCUGCCACUGGGACCACCCUACUGGUUUGGCUGACAUCCCCAGGGCCAGUGCUGCUCCGAAAACAUGUGAGGAGCAAUAAAUACUCCCCGCUGGUAGAGAGGGUUCACCUACUACAUGCGAACCCCCAGUUUGCCUACGUGGUCUUACCUGAUGGGCGGGAGGACAUGGUCUCCGUCCGCGACCUGGCGCCCAUGGGAGCAGCAGACCACUACCCCGAACACUCCACGGUAACUGUGAACUUUGUACCCACCAAGGUGUAUACCCACCUGACACUGCACACACCAAGCCCUACUCAGACUCCUCACGACACUCCCAUACCAGGCGCCUCGCACACGCAUGAGGGAUCACUGAUGCCACUGGCACCUGUGCAAUCACAGCCGGUGCUACGUAGAUCACAGCGACAGAUUCGACCACCUGAUAGACUUGACCUGUAAAUAUACUUGUAAGAAACUUCGCUCCAUGGGGACUCUCUUUUAAAACAAAGGGGAGGGAGAAUGUAGUGAACUACAUAUACCUGUCUGGACGCGCCCCCCCCUGCUGACUGCUCCUGUGGCUCCUCCCACAGACCCCGGUAUAAAGGCGA
Messenger RNA from Hypanus sabinus (Atlantic stingray), 800 nucleotides. RefSeq lists its product as uncharacterized. The transcript has 2 exons. Bases 22 to 651 code for a protein of 209 amino acids. NCBI's taxonomy places the organism in Eukaryota, Metazoa, Chordata, Chondrichthyes, Myliobatiformes, Dasyatidae. The record is from RefSeq and is a predicted model, not a curated record.